Messenger RNA from Dendronephthya gigantea, 1192 nucleotides. Its product is annotated as box C/D snoRNA protein 1-like. The record is from RefSeq and is a predicted model, not a curated record. Gene Ontology annotation, cellular component: pre-snoRNP complex; nucleus. Lineage: Eukaryota; Metazoa; Cnidaria; Anthozoa; Malacalcyonacea; Nephtheidae. The coding region runs from base 65 to 1000 and encodes 311 amino acids. The transcript is spliced from 10 exons. Gene Ontology annotation, biological process: snoRNA localization; maturation of LSU-rRNA from tricistronic rRNA transcript (SSU-rRNA, 5.8S rRNA, LSU-rRNA); box C/D snoRNP assembly.
AUUCAAAAAUGGCGACGUUGAAAUCACUUAGUGAAUCCUAAAAAAGUUUUAAACCGGUUUAAACAUGUCUAAAACUGAGCGACUGCCCUUCUGUAAUUCUUGUGGUAGUUCUGAUUCUAAAUAUCGUUGUCCAAGAUGUGACGCAGUCUCUUGUAGCUUAGCCUGUGUUAAGAAACAUAAGGUGCUUAAUUCUUGCUCCGGGCAACGAGACAAGACAAAAUACAUUAAUAAAAGUGAAUAUAAUGAGCAGAACCUUCUAAGCGAUUAUAGACUACUGGAGGAGACAAACAGAGUUGUAGAUAAUGCUCAGAGGGACCACAAAAGGAAGAAACAGUUCUUUUCCAGCAAUGUAAAAAGACUCAGAGUUGAGGCAGCUAAGAAAGGGGUUAACCUUAGGUUAAUGCCAGUCAGUUUUCAGAAAAGAAAAGAAAACACAAGUUUUUUUCACUUUAAAAGUAAAGUUAUAAUGUGGAGAAUAAAAUGGGAGUUUCCUCAAGCAAAUACUCAUUAUGUCGAAGCAAAGCAAUCAGAAAAUGUGCUGAUUAAAACGCUGUUGGAAAAAUACUUAGAUCCCACCAAUGCAGAUCCUGUCUUCAAACAGAAGCUUAGAGUUUAUCGUGAUGCUGAAAUUGGGAUAUUUCUUCAAAACCACUCCACCCAACAAAGAAGCUUCUUCAAAAUUGAUACGUUGGUAACUGUGAAAGAUGCAUUAAAAGGAAAGAUGGUAAUUGAGUAUCCGACAUUUCAUGUCGUCUUAUCUCGUCAUUUCUCAGAAUAUCCAACAGAUAUAUCUGGCCCAAUUGUGAAACGGGCAAGAGUGGAAAGCCAGAACGACAGUUCAACCAGCGAAAGCGACGACAGUUCUGGUCCGUGUUUGGAGGAUCUCGGAAGGGUAAAGAAGUGUGAGAAGGAAACAACGAAUGAUACGUUGGAGGAAAAGCUGGAAGAAAUAAACAAUCAUGGCAAAGAUGAAGUGGAUAAAGUAGAAUGUGUGGAAUGAACGGAAUUACAGACAGAAGUACCAGAUUUUCCCAGAAUCGUGAUGCCAAUCCUUUCUUUAACCUCACAAUCCACUUCCCACCACGCUUAUUUGCUUCGUCCUACAGCAAAAUUCAACAAAGGUUAUUCCUGCAUUGAAAUAUAGUAUAAACUAUAGUUAAUCCUUAUACAUUCACAAUAAGGUUACCUCCCA